Molecule: messenger RNA, 264 nt
Organism: Cooperia oncophora
Lineage: Eukaryota; Metazoa; Nematoda; Chromadorea; Rhabditida; Trichostrongylidae
Source: the annotation of a GenBank genome assembly
AUGUACGGCCCCGACCAUCUCGUGAAAAUUUUCAUCCCUGUAUCACUCUGCAUGCUGCUGGUCGUGCUUUCCGUAAGAAAUAUAGAAGUUUACAGAAAAGACUAUAAGAUCCCGAUACCAGAAUUACAGCAAGUUCUCUACGUCGAACCCACAGCUGACGCAUCGACGAAAUUCUGGCAUUCGGCCAAAUAUGUCGCACUGUUCGCUAUUUUCAUGGUUCUCGUCACAUUCCUAGUACUGGCUCUUUUCUACUUCGAGUGGUAC